AUGGCCCUCUUUGAAAUUGCCAUGGAGCUAAUGGACUCGGAAAGCGACGAUGACUGCGACUACAGUGACAUCCACGUUGACUCCGACGACGAGUUCGACGAUGUGUGUGUUUCGGUAGCCUGUGCGUUGGUAAGAAGAGAUGCAAAUCGUGUGCCGGGGUACGAGAACGUGAUAACCAGGUAUCAUGAGCAUGAGUUUAAAAGAUUGUUCAGGCUCUCUAGAGAAACAUUUGACUGGCUAAGUGGUCAAUUCAGAGCUUCGACCUUCUACCCAAACGCGCUUCAAGGGCGUCAAAAAAUAUCCGCUGAAAAGACAUGCCUAAUUGCUCUUGUGUAUGUCGGCUCGCAAAUGUCGAUGUACGCCAUAGGAGACAAGUUUGACGUGGCAGAGUCGUCAGUGCAUGCAUGCGUGACGCGGUUCGUCCACUUUUUGCACUCACUUAGCAGUGAUGUUAUAUGCUGGCCCAGCAGUGCAGAAAUGAAUCGCAUCAAGGCAGGUUUCCUCGCCAAGAGUGGAGGCAAAGGCCCACGGAAUGCCAUCGGCUGCAUCGACGGUUCGCACAUCCAGAUCCUGACUCCAAGCGAAUCGACGCAGUCGUAUUUCAAUCGCAAGAAGUGGCCAUCUAUUAUUUUACAAGGGAUCUGCGAUGAUAGGAAUCGCUUUCUGAAUGUUUUCAUUGGGUUCCCUGGAUCUGUCCACGAUGCCCGCGUUUUGAAGGAGAGCCCAUUCUUCGCACGUGCGCCAUUGGAAUGUGGUGAAAACUACAUUCUGGGGGAUAGUGCGUAUCCUCUGAUGCCUUGGCUGAUGACUCCAUUCAGGGACAAUGAAGCCUCAUUUCCGUCUUGGAAAAAACAGUUUAAUAAGCGACACAGCCAGCAGAGGGUGUCCAUCGAGAACACCUUCGGCAUGCUUAAACAGCAUUUCAGCAGGUUGUACCUUGUGGAUGCCAAAACUGUUGUGCAGUCCUGCUAUAUAGUCAUGGCAGCGUGUGUGCUCCACAACCUGUGCAACAACGAGAGGGACUUCUUCCAGGAGCUGACAUCUUUACCACAAGAGGAAGAUGUGGGUAAUGACGACACUGAAGGGGAUUUUGACUGCAGCCUGCCAGGCUACAGUCAGUCCCUGCGAGAGUUCAUUGCAAAGGAGCAGUGCUAG
Dermacentor albipictus is the source of this 1155-nucleotide messenger RNA. RefSeq lists its product as uncharacterized. Lineage: Eukaryota; Metazoa; Arthropoda; Arachnida; Ixodida; Ixodidae. The record is from RefSeq and is a predicted model, not a curated record.